GUUGAAUUACUUGGGUGUGGUUUCCUCUGGGUUCACAACACUCUCUUGAUUUAAAUUUGAGGAAGAGUAUGGCUUAACUUUUAUUUGAAUUAUUUAUAGUUUUGUGAAAACUUUUCCUUUGGUGUAGAAAACUUCAAGGUAUGGCUGCUAUAGCAACCCAAGAUCCUACUGGCAGUAUUGCAAGUGUACUACGUGGACCAUUGCAUACACAGGCCCCUCAGCGCCCUGGCCCUCUGCCCUCUAGAGUAUUACACCCAGAUGAGCAGCUCCAGCGAAACCAGCCCUUUUAUGUUCCCACUGUCCAGCCUUUAUUCCCAUAUCAAUGGUCCAUGUCAACUCCAUAUGUACCCUACGCUGGUUUUCAUGGCUUAGGUUAUGGCAUGAUGAUGCCAUCAUUACUACUUCUCCAGUGUUUAGAAGUCCCUGGAUACAUGAUUCCUCAAGCUCAACUGGACUACAGAUGUAUGACUCCAAAUGUGGCUCCAACUAUUGCCCACCAGACCCGCCACUCCCAUUUUCAAAAUGGUGUGCCCCCUGGUCGUGUGAUGGUCAGUGCAGAGGUGCAAACCGAACCCCUUUGUCAUAACAUAGACUCACAUGAACGUGCAAUAUCCCGCAAUUGUUCUGAAUCAGGUAGGGGUACUGGCAGUCCAGUGUCAACAUCACCCAGCUCUUUGGAUAACAAAUCUGUUGCUUAUGCUGAAGGUACAUCCAUGCUAACUCAAAAUUACAAUGCCACCAAUGCUAUCAACACUGCUGAUUUGUCUGCUGUUCCUAAGGCUGAAAUCCUCCAAGCCAAACAGAUACAAAUGAAUGCAACGAAAUGCCUGCUGAGCUUAAGAAUUUUCAGAAUGAGGAUAACGCUGAGCUAGCUAGUCAUAAUGAAACUGACCUUUUGCAGUGCAGCUUGGGUUCCAUACAAUCUUCAGGGGAUGUUGUUUUGUGCUCUUACCAGUCAUUAGCAUUUAGGAAAGAUAAACGGAGUGUUGAAGCUGGGAUGUUAAGGUACUCCAGGAAGCAUUGUCUCCCUGCUUGUACAAAAGUUACUGUGGUGAGAACCUCUCCAUCCUGUAGAACUUCUCAAACUUAUCCUAAACCAAGCAGAUUGGUCAUUACCCAAAGCAUCAAAGAAAGGAGAAACUCAGAGAUGCCAUUUCAGGGCAGAGAAGAUGGAAACUCCUCAAAUAACAUGGACUUUAAGAUUCUGCGGCUGCCAUUUGACUUUCAGAACCAUAACCAGCCUUGUCAGCUGGAAGCUUCUAUCUGGUCAGUAGAGUCUCUGAUACCUUAUGUACCUUCCACUGAGUGGAUGACAGAGAAUGGUCUUCUAACCUCUCAGAAACCUUUGAGCCCACUGAAUGAACACAGUGGUGUUAUCUCAAAGCCAAAUUAUGUUGCUGAAGGAAAGAAUCUACAACCUGUUGCAUCAGCUAAAUAUCAUGGUCGUCCAUGUCCACUAGAGGCCUCUAUUUGGUCAGUAGAAUCUUUGAUGCCUUAUGUGCCUUCCAAUGAAUGGAUGGUUGAGAAUGGGUUUUUAACUCCUCAGAAACGGCUGAACCCACAGAUUAAAUCCAGCGACGUUCUGUCAAAGCAGAAUCAGUCUUCGACUGGUAUUCCAGCAGAGAUGAAUCUAAAAGCUGGUGCAUCAACUAAACAUGACUCAUUUAACACUAUUGAGUCCCGCUCACCAUACCGUCCCUCAACAAGCUGGCUGGCAGAUUUUGGUAAUGUAUACUACUACAGUAAGCUACCUGUUGUACGGCAACAGCCUGACCUUCCAGAGAAGCGGCUACCAAAGAUCGCCAUUAGUCUUGAAUCAUCUCCUCUCAGAAAUGGGAAAAACACCAAGAACCAAAUACCUGCAAUUGGCAGCUCAAAUCUGAAGCACUGUUCAUUUUCUACUUGCAAGUGCAAAUCAAAAAGCGGUUUGAGGCUAGCUGGAUCUGCCAUGAAGUGUAGUUGGGUUUCUCGUUCCACAUUGGAGAAUGAACUUCCCUUCUGCCCAUCAUGUAAAUAUGAUGCGAAAGGAAAGGAUCAUAGAAAGCCUUCAGAUGGUUUUAGCUGCAAAAGAGAAGAGACUACUGAAAUGAAGACCUUUUACAUGAAGAGGGCUACUGAGGGCUUCCAUGGUACCCCAAAGAUGACUUCGGGAAGCCAUUUUGCGAAAUGCUGUGCUGCCUACCAGGCUAAACUGAGUGAACAGACUGGACUGUGUGAAGAUUGCCGAUGCCUUAAUCCCAGCCCUGCUCAAGAUAAAGGUGGUAACCUUGGAUGGAGAAUUUGGGAAAACGGUGAGGAAGACUGGAUUAACAACCCAAAUCAGAGAUUUUUACAGAAACUGCAGAAAGACAAUGCAUGGAAAGCAAGUAUGCAGGUCUCUAAAAAUGAAAGAAGGAUCCAGAAAAAAGAAAGGAAAGGGUACUCGCAAGAGAACACAUGAGGAAGAGACAAUGUUUAUGGCUACCAGUGGUCCGUGUGCACACCCCAUGGAGAGCGAGAAGGCGCAUUAAUAUCAAAAGUUCAAACCCUUCCUACACAAAUACAUGUAUGGUUUUUAUGCAGUGAUUUAAUAAAGUACUUAUGACCGUGAA
Molecule: messenger RNA, 2591 nt
Organism: Onychostoma macrolepis
Lineage: Eukaryota; Metazoa; Chordata; Actinopteri; Cypriniformes; Cyprinidae
Gene: buc2l
Product: bucky ball 2-like
Exons: 5
Coding region: 824-2440 (538 amino acids)
Source: RefSeq, a predicted model, not a curated record